UAAUAUGAUGGACGACGACUACAGUUCAACUUCAGAAAUUCUCGUGUAUACUCACAUUGUGUAUACGGUCUGGGAAUGGACCGAAUCACAAAUAACGAAAUUAAGAUAUUCAUGGAAUUCUAUAGAAGAAGAAUACAAUGCAUAUGACGUUAGAAUCACCUUUCUCCCCGAAAAACAGGCCUUUGAGAUAAAGGCAAAUUCAGAUGAAAUAAUAGCCGAAGUGCGUAGGGAGUUUUUUAAGCCAUUGCAGAAGAUGUCAAAUGACGCAAAAGCUGUCUUUACUGUUCUUCCUCGUGAGGUUGAACGCGUUUCCGAGAAUACUGACAACGUAUUAAUCGGAAGACCUCCGCCAUUAGAUGAUGAUGAUGAUCCGUUCCCGUUUCUCCAAGAACGGGACGAAAGUAUAAAAAGAAAAUAUUAUUUUUCAACAGCUGUUGGAAAUGUUCAUCGUUUAUUGCGUUGGAAGCGGGAGAAUUACGAACCCGAUGCCUGGAAAGACAUUUGCGAUUCAUGCAACAUCAUUGGUUACUUGAUACCGCAAGAAGAUAUUGACGAGGCUGUGAAAAGAUUAAAAACAUUAGAAGAGUUAUACAAUCGAGAGUCGUACAAAAUAGAAAUACCGCUCGUGCAUCAUCACAAUAUAAAUCUUCAGUUUAAAUUGUGUUUUUUAAAAAAUGAAGAUCACAUCUACUUUGGAAAAACGUUUAAAAUCGAUAAAAAAGAUCCCUACAUAAUAGUUACAGCGAUACGGGAUCCAUCCGGUCAACAAUGGGUGACCCCCAACUAUGGCGAAAAUGGAACAGUGUUCGUUCUAAGUGAAAAAUCGAACCGUGGCAAAGCCAUUGAAUUACAUGGUCAAAAUUCGAAUGAUUUCGAAGCUCACAAUUGGCCAGCUAUAGAGCUUCCCAAAAUUAACACACCGUGGGCGGAUUUACCGAACGUUGCGGCAUCUUCAUCCAAUCCACAAGCAUCGACUUUGGACUCAGAGUCACUGGAGCGUUCAUCUCCCACGGAAGAGCACAAAAAGGCUCAUAAGGAUGCCAAGAAACUUCAAAUGGCCAAAGCGAGAAGAAAUCGUGCGACCAAAUAUGCAAAUGUUGAUGAAAAUUCGAGCGGUGGUACUUCCUCGGCUUGGUAUACGCGACCGGAGCCACUUGAGGAAAGAGAUUAUGAUGAUAAUUCGACUAUUGUGCCGAUUAAGUCUAUGAAUCUGGAAAAAAGUCCUAAUAGCACUCAAGGUCGAAAUAUACCUAAACCCGGAAUAAUGUUUGAAUACGUUCGAGCGCAUAAAGGCGAGGUUCGAUUUACCGGAAGCUUGGGGAAAGUUUUUUUCACAAACGUUAACCAAGAUAUCACAAAAAACCUCUGGGAAUUCUCCGAUUUAAAGGAUGUAAUUGUCAAGGAACAUCGUGUAAAACCUUCUCAUCAAAAUUUUGCGUCUGACUUGAUGGAUUUUGGUCAAAAGUUAAUUGAUGAGGAGAUAUUUGGAGGAAAGCUAUUGGAAGAUUAUUCAUUUUUCGAAAUAGUCGCUGAUGCUAGAAACAGUGUUUCUAGCGACUAUAAUACGAUAUAUAUGCAUGUGGACUGUGCAGUCUCUUUGAAAAAAGUUGCAUUUCCUUGGGACCAUAAUGUAGACGCUUAUUGGACCAUAUUGGAACGUAAUUUCGAUUUUACGAUAAGCUUAAAAACAAGACGUCUUAUUCGUCCCGAUAUCAAGCCAUUCAGCGCCUUCAUUAAAACGACUGCUAUCAGUCCAGAUCAAAACUCUAUAACUUGUGAAAAUAUUAACGAUUACCUUUAUGUCAAAUCAAUAACCUAUAAAACGGUAUCAAGAUACAAAUUACAUUUUCCAUUUAUUGCUGAAGUUACGCGAGUCGAAGAACGUAUUUUGGAGAAUCAAAAAGAAUUCAACAAAAUCAAAGCCGAUUGUGAAGGAAGCAAGGUUCAUUGGACUGUUGAGAUUAUAAAUUAUAAACAUGAGAAUUUCUUCAAGGAAAACGAAACAUUACCCGUUGGAAAAUUAGUCACAUGGGAAGUUCAUGAAGCCCUUGGAGAAGAAUCACAGUUGCAAUUCUUAGUGGAACAUGUUAAAGCGAUGCUGAAGGCAGUGGAACGCUGUAGCAAACUUGUCUACGAGUUACAUAAGAAUUCUUGCUUUUAA
This is a messenger RNA of Acaulospora morrowiae, 2161 nucleotides long. NCBI's taxonomy places the organism in Eukaryota, Fungi, Glomeromycota, Glomeromycetes, Diversisporales, Acaulosporaceae. The record is from the annotation of a GenBank genome assembly.